This is a messenger RNA of Malaclemys terrapin pileata, 3590 nucleotides long. RefSeq names its product twinfilin actin binding protein 1 (gene TWF1). The record is from RefSeq and is a predicted model, not a curated record. Lineage: Eukaryota; Metazoa; Chordata; Testudines; Emydidae. Gene Ontology annotation, cellular component: actin filament; cytoplasm; myofibril. The coding region runs from base 1572 to 2624 and encodes 350 amino acids. The transcript is spliced from 9 exons. Gene Ontology annotation, molecular function: actin filament binding; actin monomer binding. Gene Ontology annotation, biological process: positive regulation of neuron projection development; regulation of lamellipodium assembly; actin filament depolymerization.
AAAAGUUUAUUGAUAACAGAAAAAAGAUAGAGAUGAGAGUUAGAAUUGGUUAAAUGGAAUCAAUUACAUACAGUAAUGGCAAAGUUCUUGGUUCAGGCUUGUAGCAGUGAUGGAAUAAACUGCAGGUUCAAAUCAAGUCUCUGGAGUACAUCCCCAGCUCGGAUGGGUCCUCAGUCCUUUGUUCAGAGCUUCAGUUUGUAGCAAAGUCCCUCCAGAGGUAAGAAGCAGGAUUGAAGACAAAAUGGAGAUGAGGCAUCAGCCUUACUUAGUCUUUUCCAGGUGUAAGAACACCUCUUUGUUCUUACUGUGGAAAAUUACAGCAAAAUGGAGCCUGGAGUCACAUGGGCCAGUCCCUGUAUACUUUGCUGAGUCUCAAGGCAUAUUUGCCUUCUCUCAAUGGGUCCAUUGUAUAGCUGAUGGUCCUUAAUGGGCCAUCAAGCAGGCUAGGCAGAGCUAAUCCCAGUUUGUCUGGGAUGUCACCCAGAAGCAUAGCAUAAGUUUGCCAUACAGACAGUAUAGAGCCAAUAUUCAUAACUUCAACUACAAAACUGAUAUACACAUAUAGACAGCAUAAUCAUAACCAGUAAACCAUAACCUUGUCUUAGACACCCCAUUUAUACAAGAUUUGGGUGCCACUACAGGACCUUGGUUGCAACAAUGAUCUAUAUGGUCCCAGUUUAUGUCAAUAACGUCACACAAGCUAUUUCAGAGAUGAAGUUUUUAACAAAUAAGUGUGGCUUAUUUAAUGGCACGUCCUCCAAUUGGUUUGUGUGUGCGCGUGAUAUCACCUUAAAAAUAGCUUGGCAGUCAAAUUUUUUCCAUGUAAGCGCCCUUGACGGGGUUAUUGUUCAGAGGUUGAAGCACUUCACUAGGGAAUUGUUCGCUUCGGAUGCACUGAGAUCAUCACAGCAGCCUCCAGCAAACUUCCCAAAGAUCUGAUGGACUCUUUAUAGUUGCACCUAUAGCCCUGGCGCGGUGUGUGCACAGAAACUCCUACCUGUGCAUGGAUUGCUUAGCCCCCCCGCCCCCAGCGCGCUCCCAAGCCCGCCCAAGGCGCUGCUCCCCCCAGCCCCGCAUCUCCCGCGGCUGUCCGCUUUGCCGAGCGCCGGACACCGCUGCUCGUGGCCCCAGUCCCGGUCUCUAGCGCCCGCCCACUCGGGCCUGUCCGCCGCCGGGGCUGCGAACGGGCCCCGUGCAGCACAGGGCGGGCGGAGAAGCCGGCCGGCCGGCCGGGGGAGCAGGGUGCCGCUGGGGAGCGGACGGGGAUAUUUGGGAGCUGUCGGGCCGCGUGGGGCAGGCGGCAGGGAAGCGGCUGGAAAGAGACAAACCCGCCUCAGCGCAGCGCGGGUGUCCCGGCGGGAAUCGGGAUCCCCCAGCCCCAGGCCGGCUCACGCCCGGAGCCGGCUCCCAUCGCAGGGCCCGCCCGGAAGGAGCCGGGCUCCCGGCCGCUGAGUGGAGAGGGCGCGUCACGUGCGUGUCCCGGGCCAGCCUGACCCCCGCCCCCCGAGCCCGCCGGUUCCUGACCGAGGCGGAGACAGAGCCCCAGCGUCGCGUCCCGGCUCCAUCGCAGCAUGUCCCACCAAACCGGCAUCCAAGCUUGUGGAGAUGUUAAAGAUACCUUUGCCAGAGCAAGAUAUGGACAAUACAGGAUUUUAAAAAUAGUUAUUGAAAAUGAACAGCUUGUAGUGGGAUCCUCUAGGCAGCCUGAUGAAUCAUGGGAAAAGGAUUAUGAUUCCUUUGUUCUUCCUCUUCUUGAAGACCAGCAACCAUGUUAUGUAUUAUACAGAUUAGAUUCUCAGAAUGCUCAAGGAUAUGAAUGGAUCUUUAUUGCAUGGUCACCAGAUCACUCUCAUGUUCGUCAAAAAAUGUUGUAUGCAGCAACACGGGCAACUCUGAAGAAAGAAUUUGGAGGUGGUCACAUUAAAGAUGAAGUAUUUGGAACAACAAAGGAUGAUGUUUCAUUGAAUGGAUACAGAAAAUACUUGAUAUCACAGUCCUCCCCUGCCCCUCUGACUGCAGCAGAAGAGGAACUUCGGCAAAUUAAGAUUAAUGAGGUACAAGUGGAAGUUGGUGUAGAUACCAAGCAUCAGACACUGCAAGGAGUAGCAUUCCCUUUGGCUAAGGAAGCUAUUCAGGCUUUGGAAAAACUGAAAAAUAAACAGCUCAACUAUGUGCAACUGCAAAUUGAUAUAAAAAAUGAAACUAUUGUUUUGGCCAACACACUCCAUACUGAACUUAAGGAUUUGCCAAACAGGAUUCCAAAGGAUUCUGCACGCUAUCAUUUUUUCCUUUAUAAGCAUUCCCAUGAAGGAGAUUACUUGGAAUCCAUAGUAUUUAUCUACUCUAUGCCUGGGUAUACGUGCAGUAUUCGAGAACGGAUGCUAUACUCUAGUUGCAAAAGCCCACUGUUAGAAAUUGUAGAAAGACAACUGUGGAUGCAGAUAAUUAGAAAGAUUGAAAUAGAUAAUGGUGAUGAGUUAACUCCUGACUUCCUUUACGAAGAGGUUCAUCCAAAACAUCAUGCACACAAACAAAAUUUUGCUAAGCCAAAAGGUCCUGCAGGAAAAAGGGGAAUCCGAAGACUAAUUAGGGGUCCUGCAGACUCUGAAACACCUACUGAUUAAAAUCUAUUACUUGCACUGGUAAUUAUACACUACAAUAGGAGAUGAAAAAUUCUGAUUUUUAGUAAUGAACUGAAAUCAUUCCACACUGAUAUAUGCUAGAAAUAAUCCUUGUUUUUCCAUAGCACUUAUCUGGCUCUGCCAUUUUAGAGUUUAUAUUGUUCAUAUACUGUGGAAGAGUUGUUAAUCAGUUCAGAACUAGAAAAGGAUUACAAAACUAAUAGUGCUUUAUUUUUAAUUAUUUAAUAGCUAUACACUUUAUAAUAAACUCCUGAUUUCUGUACUGAAUAUUGAUUCUAUUUAAUCUGCAGUCAGUUCUUACUAUUGGGUUAACUGUCACUGUGGGGCUAGAUUUGCAAACAUUUACUCACAUGAGUAGCCCACUGAAGCUAAUGAGAGUACUCAUUUGAGUAAAGAUUUGCAGGAGUGGAUUCUGUAGCAGUGUUCCAAAUAAAGACUUUUUUUUUUUCCUUCCAUCACGAAGGAAAACAUUUUAUUGUAUGUCAUGUCUGUCUCUGAAUAGAGAAGCUGAAUGAAACUAGUAUACCUGAUGCAAAUAUUCAGGAAUAGCUAGAUUAUUUUUCACACACAGGUUUUGCUGCUUGAAAUUAACUUCUAGUUUUGUGGAACUGUCAUUUAAAGAAAUCUGACAUUGAAAGCACUAGAAUUAUUCAUACUUUUAUACCACCCUUAAACUGUUAUGUACUGUAUGAUCAAGUAAAACAUUACAAAUUUGCAUAAGUCAAUGCAUUCAGUCAAUUAUGGAGCUGCUGUAAAAUCACUAUACUAAAAUGUUUCUAAAUCAUACUGUUAAACUAUAUUAUCUGUACACUCUGAUGCAAAAUUGUUUAUGCUUAGUAAAAGGCUUCAUGAUACUGAAUCAGUUCUUGAAAGAAAACAAAUUGAUUACAAAUGGUUUUCCAAUGCAUUUGCCAUUUCUACUGCAAUAUAAUAAAUACAUUAUGAAGG